Messenger RNA from Cuscuta europaea, 1963 nucleotides. The record is from the annotation of a GenBank genome assembly. Lineage: Eukaryota; Viridiplantae; Streptophyta; Magnoliopsida; Solanales; Convolvulaceae.
CAUUGUUUAAAAAUGCAUUGCCACAUCAGUUAAAUAGAUUUUAGGAUAAAAUUACUUACUCCGGCGGCAAUGUGCGUAAACCCUGCGUUGCGAGUUGGCUUUGAAAAUAUCGCACACCCUCAACCCGACCUUCUACUUUCAGCAAGCCUCCUCCACAGCGUGACUCAGCCAAAAAUUCAUCACCCACAGAAUUUCUUGGCGGGCAAGUGAAAACAUUUCUGCCAAAUCAAAAAAUUGUAGCUUCAAAAGUUUCUCCUCAAAUUCCUAUUCCAUACUUUCUUAUCCACAUUGUCUACGCAUCUGCUCUCAUCAUCGGCUCUGCGCAUCACAUCCGCUUUCCGCAUCAGUUUUGCAUCUUUCGUGAAACUCCAAAGUCUUCCAGGCACUUUCUUAUCCUUCUGCUAAUACAUCCAUGUGCUUGAUUAAUAGUACUUCCAGCAUCAGCUUUAUUUUCACCAUUUGAUGUUUGUGCUUGGGAUAUUCAUGUACUAGGAACUUGUGGUUGUGAGGUUCCAGGGUAAUAACUGGCUGCUGAGAAGCCCCAGGGAGAAUAUGGGAAUUUAUGAUGAGUCUCACACAACAAAUGGCUUACAAGCUUGUUGGGGUAAGAUCGUAGCUGCAGUGAAUAAAUUCCAUGUUUUAUAUGAACGAUUACAAAGGCAGCCGAAGAGUGGAGCAAGCCAAGAAGAUAUGAGGCGAGAGGCAAUGCACAUGUAUGAAGAUAUUAAUAAUGGCCAGUCUUCCAAGUAUGAACAUUGUAGGGAGAUCAUGAAAACAAAUUCAAAAUGGUGCGUAAAGGAGGUUACUAAGACCAAAGAUAACUCUAAGCAGAAAGCUACCAAUGGAAGUGGUGAUACCCAAGUACCAACCCAACCAGGGAGUUCAGGUAAUGAAGGUGAAAAGUGUACUAAUGUAGAUGAUAAUGCUGAUGGUAAAUGCAAUAAUAUUGAACGCCCUGAAGGAAGAAAGGCUACUAAAGAAAAAAAGAGGAGGUUGAAUGAUGAAAAAUUUGUAGUUGAUGCUUUGAAUAACUUACAAACUACAAUGGAAAAACGGAUUUGUAUUACUCUGGAAGAGCUGAAGAUGAAGAGGGAAAAGGACUUAAAAGACUUUGAAUUAUGAGAAAAGAUAAUGGAAAAAGAGUUGGAGCUAAAAGAACAUGCUCAAAAAUCGAAGGAGAAGGAUCAACAGUUAAAGGAAAAGGAUCAACAGUUAAAAGAGGCUGCUCAAAAGUUUAAGGAGAAAGUUCAAAAGAGACAAGAACAAGAGCGUAUUCUGAUUUCUGAAUCAAGAUGUCACCAAACUUCCCGUAAGAGUUAGAGAGACAUUUGAGAUGUAUCAAGCUCAGAUUUUAAAGGAAUGGGAAAAGGAUGGUCUUUUGGUGUGAAUUACAGUUAAAGAAGCUCAAGUCUUGAGGAAGCUAAAUAGCAAUACUUGCUGGAAGAUUGGAAACAUUAUGUGUGAAGACUAGUUAUUUAUUUUUUAUGAAUUUGUGUUUGCUUUGGUAUUUUGGAAUUCUACUACAUCAUGUGUUUGCUGAAAGGCAUACCGAGGAGGUAGAAGACUUUGCGCUCGAUCCGCCCAAGCCGGGAAUUAUACUCAGUCAUGCCUGUGAAGACUACUAAAGUUCCUAGGCAAAUCCGAGAGCAAGCUUGGUAUAUGAACCCAAUUUUCUCUGUUCUGAUUGGAGGCAUACUCUCAUUCGGAGUUGUUUUCAUUGAGCUCUUCUUCAUCCUCACCUCAAUUUGGUUGAACCAGUUUUACUAGGGCAUGCUUGCUCUAAGGAGCAAUUCAAUCAUUUUAUCAGUAUGUGUGAUGCUUUGGUUCUCACAGAAUGACCCUUGAUCACCCUAGAUGUAUCUGUCCGAAGUGUUGAUAUUAAUUAAGGCUGUUUAUCAAGUUGUAUAUUUCUAUAAAAAAAACCUUUGCUGAAUUAAAUAUUUAUACGCAAGUUAUCUGUGAA